AUGACGGCCAGAGUUGACCGGAUUCGCCGGGUUGGAGGCUCCGACAAAUCUGCCUAUACCUACUAUCCCGUCCUCAUCAUAGGAGCCGGCGAGUCGGGUAUCGCCAUGGGGUGCAGACUACGACAGGUUCUAGGAUUCGAUCAAUUCCGCAUUUUCGAGAGAAACUCGGCGUUGGGAGGCACCUGGUACAUAAAUCACUAUCCUGGCAUUGCUUGCGAUGUACCGGCCAUCUUGUACUCGUACUCAUUCGCACAGAACCCGAAUUGGACGUCUCUGUUCCCAUCCGGCGAGGAGAUCGUCCGCUACCUCUACGGCGUGUGUGAGAAAUUCGAAAUCCUCGAUAAGAUCCAACUGGAGACUUCGGUCAAGAGCGUGCGCUGGAUCGAUGAAGACAAUGAGUGGGAAGUCCUCCUGGAACAUCUCGCUCCUGGCGUCGGCGACCUGCCCACCUCGGAACGACAAGCACUGGAGAAGGAAAAAGGAGUUGAAAGCACAGUGCUGCGCGUCGAAACGGUGCGUGCAAAGAUCGUGGUCAGCGCAGUGGGAGGCUUGGUCGAACCGAAACCUCCGCUCGAGGUGCCCGGGAUUGAGACAUUCGCAGGGGAAAUCGUACACACGGCCCGCUGGAAGCCUGACCUCAACCUACAGGGAAAGGAAGUCAUUGUCAUAGGGACGGGCUGCAGUGCGGGCCAAGUGGUGCCGGAGAUCAUCAAGCCGGAAUACGGGGCAAAGCAUGUUACUCAACUGAUGCGCAGUCCGCCGUGGGUGGUUGAGUUUCUCGAACCACCCGCCCGAGAGUUCUACGCGAAAUGGAUUCCCUGGUUGAGCCAACGCAUCCCGGGGUUUCAGAACGCCCUGCGCAAAUUCACUUUUGGAAUGAUGGAAUUAGAGUUCGUCACUCUGUUUUCGCCGACCGACGCCGCCCGUGAGCAGCGGAAAAGGAAGGGCGAGCAACUCCUCGCCUACCUCCGCAAAAAGGUGCCGGCCGAAUACCACGAGAUCCUGACGCCGGACUACGAAGUGUUUUGCAAACGGCGCGUGGUCGACGAAGGCUGGUUCGAAAGCCUCCAGAGCCCCAACGUGGAACUCACCACUCUGCCCAUCACGGCCGUCCAGCCACGUUCCGUCACCUUAGGUCCAGGAAGACACUAUCCGCCGCUGUCGAAGACAGACUCCCAAGUGCCAACGGAAGCCCGCAAUGUCGCGGCCGACGUGAUCAUCAUGGCCAACGGCUACGAGACCAACCAGUGGCUGCACCCGCUCGACGUGACGGGCCGGAAUGGCCGCAGUCUGUACAAGACCUGGGACGAGCGCGGCGGCGCGCAGGCAUAUUUAGGCACCGCCAUGGACGGCUUCCCCAACUUCUUCAUCAUCUUCGGCCCCAACACCGCCACGGGCCACAGCAGCGUCAUCCUGGCUAGCGAGAACAUGGUCAACUACAGCCUCAACUUCAUCGGACCCAUCCUGCGCGGCGACGUCGACACCUACGAAGUCAAAGAGUCCGCCGAACGCAAAUGGACCGCCGACAUACAGAACACGCUUAAAGACAGCGUCUUCCUCUCCGGCGGCUGCAAGUCCUGGUAUAAUAGUCCCACGGGCUGGAAUUCGACCGUCUACCCCUGGACCCAAGUCGACUUCACCCUGCGGUGCGCCUUCCCGCGCUGGCGCCACUGGGACGCAAAGUACACCCGCAAGGGACUGGCUAAGGCCCGCUUCGCCCGCGCGUCCAAGUUGUUCGGUCUGGUCGUGGCGCUCUGGGCCGUAGUCUUUGCUGCCAGGAACGGUAACAACCGCCUGAAGGAGGUGGUCUGGCGCAUCUUGAGUCGUGGUGUUGACGGUGUCAAAGGUGUCGUCGCCAGAGCUACGAGAUAG
Capronia epimyces CBS 606.96 is the source of this 1872-nucleotide messenger RNA. RefSeq lists its product as uncharacterized. The record is from RefSeq and is a predicted model, not a curated record. Gene Ontology annotation, molecular function: N,N-dimethylaniline monooxygenase activity; flavin adenine dinucleotide binding; NADP binding. The transcript is spliced from 2 exons. Lineage: Eukaryota; Fungi; Ascomycota; Eurotiomycetes; Chaetothyriales; Herpotrichiellaceae. The coding region runs from base 1 to 1872 and encodes 623 amino acids.